AGCCAUGCCGGCCGCACGCGUGGAGUACGUCGCGCCCUGGUGGGUGGUGUGGCUGCACAGCGUCCCGCACCUCGGCUUGCGCCUGCAGCGGGUGGACAGCACCUUCAAUCCCCGCGAUGAGAAUUACCAGGAGUCGCUGCUGUUCCUGGGGCUGGUGGCCGCCGUCUGCCUGGGCCUCAACCUCGUCUUCCUCACGGCCUACCUGGUCUGCGUGUGCUGCUGCCAGCAGGACGGCGCCGUGCAGACCAAGCUGCGCAAGCCCUGCUGCGUCACCUGGUCGGCCGUGGUGGCAGGGCUCGUGUGCUGUGCUGCGGUGGGCAUUGGUUUCUAUGGAAACAGCGAGACCAACGAUGGGGUGUACCAGCUGAUCUACUCCUUGGGCAACGCCAACCACACCUUCUCCGGGAUCGACGCGCUGCCCCCUCCGGAGUCAGAGCCCAAGGCUGGGCCUCGCUGGCUGCCCUCCGCCCGGGCCGGACCCCCACCCUCAGCCUCCCCCCAGGUGUCCGGAACCACCCAGGAGAUGACGGUGGACCUGGAGCGGCACCUGGCCCGGCUCAGUGAGAUCUUCGCCAUGCGGGGCGACUACCUGCAGACGCUGAAGUUCCUGCAGCAGAUGGCCGGCAACAUCGUCGCCCAGCUGUCGGGAGUGCCCGUGUGGACAGGGGUCACGGCCGAGCUGACCGAGCUGGCCGACCAGACGGGCUACGUGGAGUACUACAGGUGGCUUUCCUACCUCCUGCUCUUCAUCCUGGACCUGGUCAUCUGCUUCGUCGCUUGCCUGGGCCUGGCCAGGCGCUCCAGGUGUCUCCUGGCCUCGACGCUGUGCUGUGGGCUGCUGGCCCUGCUGCUCAGCUGGACGUCCCUGGCCGCGGACACCGCUGCUGCGGUGGGCGCCAGUGACUUCUGCGCAGCUCCCGACACCUUCAUCCUGAACAUGACGGAGGACCAGCUCAGCACAGAGGUGACCCGUUACUACCUGUACUGCGGUCAGAGCGUGAGCAGCCCCUUCCAGCAGGCGCUGACCGUCUUCCAGCGCUCGCUGACCGCCAUGCAGAUCCAGGUGGCGGGACUGCUGCAGUUCGCCGUGCCCAUGUUCCCCACGGCAGAGAACGAGCUGCUCAGAAUCCAGCUCCUGUUAAACGCCUCGGAGUCCAGCCUUCAGCAGCUGACGGCCAUGCUGGAUUGUCGCGGGCUGCACAAGGACUACCUGGACGCCCUCACUGGCAUCUGCUACGAUGGCAUCGAGGGCUUGCUCUUCCUCGGCCUCUUCUCCCUCCUGGCCGCCCUGGCCUUCUCCACCAUGACCUGCGCGGGGCUGCGGGCCUGGAAGCGCUGUACCACCAGGGACCGAGACUAUGAUGACAUCGAUGAGGAUGACCCCUUCAACCCCCAGGCCCGGCGCAUCGCCGCCCACAACCCGCCCCGGGGGCAGCUUCACAGCUUCUGCAGCUACAGCAGCGGCCUGGGCAGCCAGACCAGCCUGCAGCCCCCGGCCCAGACCAUCUCCAACGCCCCCGUCUCGGAGUACAUGAACCAAGCUGUGCUCUUCGGAGGGAACCCCCGCUACGAGAACACGCCGCUCAUCGGAAGAGGCUCCCCGCCCCCCACGUACACUCCCAGCAUGAGGGCCACCUACCUGUCCCUGGCGGAUGAGCCCCUGAGGCACUACGGCCACGAGUUCCCCGCCUAACCGCCUGCCGGAGGGCGCCGCCUCCUUGGCCCGCUCCGGUUUGUCAUGGACUCCCGCGACAGCUGCGCUUCUUCGGUGGAAACCAAAGGCGUCUGGAAAACGGUCGCAGGACUGCGAUGGCCCUGUUCCCACAGAGGGGCCACCAAGGGUCAGGCAGAUCGGCCUGGGCGCGGCUGCCCUGGGGCAGACGGAGGACCAGCCUCUCCCACUGCCGGCCUCUUCUCCACACCGGGACCGUCCCCCAGCUGCUUGGCCGUCCCUACGCUGGCAGCCGGGCUCAGCUGACCCCUACACCCCGCGCUGGCCAGGUGGGGCAGAGCAGUGAGGAGGGGCCGGGUCAGGCUCUCCCUGCCAGCACAGCCGGAAGGCCGGGCCACCACUCUCUCUGAGUGACCUGUCUCCUCCUGGCUAUGUGGAUGGCAGCAUUUCCCUGUAGGCAAAGGUGGAACUGCUGAUCGGGAGAUGCUUUUAAGGAAGGCGGUGUCCCCAAAGAGAUCAGAAACUGUCCAAAUCGGUCCCCCCGGGGCCUGGUGGCCUCUUCCGGGCCACAGAGGGAAGGUGUUGGGGAGCUGUGCGACCCCAGGGCCGGGGGACCGACCCUGGUGGGUGUCUACAGUGACGCCAGGUGGGAAGGGGGUGGAGCCUGCCCCAUCCUGCCGGCCUUUCUGCAACCCUCCAUUCCGGAAGCGACGCUGUGAGUUUGUUCGCCACAGGUAGGGGCAGUCUCAGGUACUAACACACACUUUGAAUGCAACUGUAACUCUUCCCCCCCGCCUGCCCCGUGUUUUAAAUACUUUGAUGGUCCAAAGACUUGAACCUCAUAGCACAACCAGUUUUUGCAAUAGACUUGGGGCUCAUUCCUGCCACUCGAUCUGUCUGCCAUUCCUUUUCAGAGCUUGCCGCCCCCAGCCAGUUCUGUAAGGAUCGGGGGGUGGGGGAGAGGGGGUCCUUAAACAAAGUAAAGAUCAGUGAGACUGCCUGUCCUAAGCUGCUGUUGGAUGGGAAUGUGGGUUCAUCCCCUGCCCCCCCCCCGCACCCUCACUCCGGAUCCUUUAAGGGAGGGAGGGAGGGCAAACAGCGUGGACGGCCCCCUCCAGAGGAAUGAGUGGCCAGGGUCCCCUCCCUCUUGUCUGCAAGUGAACUCGUCAGUGAAGGUUUUAGCAGAGCGGGACAACUCGGCAUGUAGACAGGUGUCUUCCUCACCUCCCCCAUGCUGUUCUGCCAGCCCCCUGCGCGACACCUGCCAGGUGAGGAGGAGCUUGUGAACCAGGAAACAGUAAUGACCCAUCCCUCUGCCCGCUGAGGAGCCGGAGUUCGGGUCUGGUGCUGCCAACGUCCUGCCCAGUAGUCGGUGCGCCCAGCGCUGGAACUUCCACAGCCUCACACGCCAAAGCAGGGACAGGGGCUGGCGUGGCUUGGGACAGGGGCUCUUGUCUGCAUUUUGGAAGAGCCACCUUCUCAUCAAAACAAUGACGGCGGUGUGGGGCCCAGCCCCCAGCCCAGCUCCCACAGCAGAAUGGGGCCGCAGGGCAGCCAGGACUCAGCUGCAUUAACCUGGAAGAACGGUCUACCACGAACACCCCUUUGUGUGGCCACGUCGUGGGCAGAUAGAAACUCUGUGACAACAAGCUGUUGCUUCUUAAUCUUUCAUCAUUGGCCACUAGAGAGUUGUUUUUAACGCAUGUGAACUAAACUAGAACCCUCACGUGGUGCCCGGAGAAGCCAGGCGGGCGCAGCGCUCCUUGGCGCACGUGCGCCCCCACCUGGACGACAAAUAAACCACUUGUACUAAAA
This is a messenger RNA of Phyllostomus hastatus (greater spear-nosed bat), 3487 nucleotides long. It is a transcript of the gene TTYH2, whose product is annotated as tweety family member 2. The record is from RefSeq and is a predicted model, not a curated record. Bases 5 to 1693 code for a protein of 562 amino acids. Gene Ontology annotation, molecular function: volume-sensitive chloride channel activity; intracellularly calcium-gated chloride channel activity. NCBI's taxonomy places the organism in Eukaryota, Metazoa, Chordata, Mammalia, Chiroptera, Phyllostomidae. Gene Ontology annotation, cellular component: plasma membrane. The transcript is spliced from 14 exons.